CGUUUUAUUUUCAAUUAUCGUGUUUUUAUAUGUAUAUAUUUUUUAAAAAAUCUGUCAACCGCCCGAACUCCUGGAAGAGCCCCCAAAGCGGCGGAGGGACCAUCGGCGGAGGGGGAAAGGAGAGCGCCCCGCACGGCUGGUCUGAUGGACAGCGGGUCCGUUAUCACCCAGGUUAGCAAGGAGGAGGUGAACACGCCUCUGCAGGAGAAAGGUGCCCAGAACCCAUCGCCUUCCAAGAAGCCCAGGAACCGCAGCAUCUUCCAAUCCCUCUUCUGCUGCCUUUGCCAUGACAACUCUGAGCCUAUCCCCGUCAACAACAAUGCCCCACUGCUGGUUGAGGAAAAUGGUUCGGUGCCUAAGGCUACCAUCAAAUACCUCCUGCCAGAAAUCAAGCCUCAAGAUGCCAGCAAAAUCUGUGUGGUCAUUGACCUGGAUGAGACAUUGGUGCAUAGUUCCUUUAAGCCAGUGAACAAUGCAGAUUUUAUCAUCCCAGUGGAGAUUGACGGAGUCAUGCACCAGGUGUAUGUGCUGAAGAGACCCCAUGUGGAUGAGUUUCUCCGGCGGAUGGGUGAGCUCUUUGAGUGUGUGCUCUUCACCGCUAGUCUGGCAAAGUAUGCAGAUCCUGUUGCUGACCUGCUGGAUAAAUGGGGAGCCUUCCGUGCCCGCCUCUUCCGUGAGUCAUGCGUCUUCCACCGUGGAAACUACGUCAAGGACCUCAGCCGCCUGGGCCGUGACCUGACGCGUAUUAUCAUUGUGGACAAUUCGCCUGCUUCCUACGUCUUCCACCCUGAUAAUGCUGUCCCUGUGGCUUCAUGGUUCGACAACAUGGCUGACACGGAGCUUCUCGACCUGUUGCCAUUUUUUGAGAGACUCAGCAAAGUGGAUGACGUGUAUACAGUGCUAAAACAGCACCGGACUAGUAGCUAGUGACUGCAGGGGGCUUUGGGCAGGGGAAGGAGGGGUAGAAGCCCACCUAGCUGCUUCCUGCUGCUGAGCAGGGUCCGUCUGCUCUCCCAGCCUAGCCCCAGGCAUAGCAGUGCACAGGAAACCCAGCAGGGGGCAGCAGAGAGCCACUGGUUCCCAUGGGGGCACCAGGACAGACGCCAAUGUCUGAAGGUCACCUCGAACCCUGAACCCCAGAGAGGAAAUAUCCUUGCCGUUGUGUUUAAGUAAUGGUUUGUUCCCCUUGUAUUACGGCUGUGGGGACCAGGCCCUCGGCCCAUCUUUUUCUCACACCAUGGGACCAAGAUUGUGGCCCCAUCCCCCUCUAGCCAAGGGGAGAGCGCGAAUUCUGGCCCACUCCCCUGUCACCAGGUGGAGAAGGGUCACACAAGGACUGGUCCCAGGAAUUCCCUGGAUCCCACUGAUGCCCGAUAUUCUCCUCCCCUGUGGGGGGAGUUAUUGGCACCACGGCUAUAUUUCUGGUGGUGGACAUUGGCAGUGCUAGGAGCCGAGGAAGCCCCAGGUGAAAGGUAUUGAAGAGGGAAAGGGGAACCCAGGAGAGAAGGCAGAGCUGACCGGGGGGGGGGGCUGAAAAGAUUUGGGCAAAUACAUAAAGAAGGUAGAACGUGUGGAGAAAUUUGGCUGCGUCUCUAAAGGGAGUGGAGUUUCUCUGUCAUGAGAAGUCCCAGCUGAGAGUUCGGGGCUGAUGUCUGAGAACUGCAUCUUUCUUAAGCAAGAGCAUGUAUUCGUGCUGUGCAACACAGGAUAUAUUGGGCUGUCUCCUAUCGCUCUGCUCAGGUAAGGACGGCAUGUUUUGUUUGGAGUAAGCCACGUCCUGCUAACACAAGAUACGGUUCCACCAGCAGGAUGGACUUUCCCCCAAAGGAUAUGCAUGUCCCUUAACUGAGUGUAGAAUACAACCCAAUGUUGUCUUGCUAAAAGCGACGUUCCGCCAUUUUGUGGGACACUGCACAGUCUGAAUGAGCUGCUUCUCACUGAAAGUUUCCCUUUAGAGGAAAAAAUGUCAUUUCCCCCCCCCCAUUCCCUUUGAGAGAGGGUGGGGACUCAGGCUUCUCUUCAUUUUCUUUCUGAAGAAGAGACAAAAAAGUAGGUCAGGAGAUGUUUCACUACCAGGUAGGAAGAGACGUUUUCCCCAGCUGAGAUGCAAUGUAAAGCUAGGUCUGUCAGUUUGCGCACUGACACUUGUAAGUGCCUUAGAGGUGAGGGAAUGAGCAGUCAGAUGGAUUGAACAGGCCCAAGUCGGACCCACAGCCCAAUCCGAGCCUGGCUGGACCCCUGCAUUUUGAGGGGCCCCAAGCUAGUUCUGUGAUUGGUUGCCUCUGAGAGAAGUGGCUUUUGAGGCAUUGAGAUACAUGGGUGACUGCCGGGGUAGUUCAUGUUAGGCUUAAAGAGGGCUAUCGGGAAGAUGAGCACUGUUGGCUGAUAGAUACCAUACCGGAAGUUUGUUAUCUAGAGCAAUGCAAUCGGUUUCUGAUUUCGUUCAAGAUUAUUAGUGUGGUUGGUGACUCUGCCUUCUAGUAGUCAGGUAUGGCACAGUCUAGGUAUCCUUCUCAUAGCAUUUCCAUAUUCCUUGCCAGCCCUGAGUUUUCUUUUCUAAUCCCUGGCUUCUUCCGGGCGCAUUCUCAAGUUCCCUUUAUCUCCGCCCUCCUAGUAGCUGUGACCAGACAUCCUGUGGGCGUAUGCUGGGGAGGGAGAGAUGGCAGUGUUUUCUUCGGCCACAGUGGCUUUGUCUUUUAUGCUGUUAGUGCCUUUAAUCCCCACUGUCUCCCAGCUGGCUUCGUUCCAGGCCCUGAGAUGCAGCAACAGUUGCCUGCUGGGUUUCCGGAACCUUCCUGGGCUUGCAGGGCAUGUGGGGAAAUUGUGCCUUUUAGACAUGAUGGAUCUGGAGGUAUUGCUGAGAGAAAUGAAAUGCACAAACUGUGGGGGUGGUGCCAGUAGACAAGACCUCUGUUUCUACUGCUUUGUGAAUAAGUCCAAUUGCUCCAGGUUCCCAAAGACUGGUUGAGCUAAGUCAAGCCAGCCCUCCCUGCCAUCUGUUUAACCGUGUUUCUUCCCGGCUCAUCCAGGGGCUUUGAAAGCCCAUUUAAGAAGGAAGAACCUUGAGCUGUCUGCCUUGGCCUCUCUGCCAGCUGCCCCAAAGAGGGACGGAUGUUCUUCAGUUUCUCUCCAGUGCCACCUUGGAUUUGCCUUAACAUGUUCUUUUUGGAUUCAAGAAUUCUGUGUGCCUUUUUAUGAUUGUUCUUUGCUGUUUCUUAAAGAAAUGACACGAUGCAGCAAAUCUUGAGACCCUUAGCCCCAUAUCAGGGUGGAAUCUUUAGUGACGGAGCAGGUCUUGGCUGUGGAGAAUGGCUCCUUUAGUGGUCUGUUGACCUGGAGCAAAGGGUGGUCACAGUGAGCCUCACUGCCAGGGAGCCUUUGAGCCGGCAUUUGCAGGUUGCCACUUUAUCAUAUUAAACUUAGACCAUCUUACUAAAAUGACGAGUGCAUUGAAUAAUCCCUUCCAAGGUGAGCCUGUCCCAGUCCUCAGGGUGGGGGGGAUACAGGAAGUUUCAGCAACCAUUCAAAUGUGAUGACAUUGUUCGAUAGCUACUGCUAGAUUUAUCCUUUAGGAAUGUGUGCCGGAUGUAUCCUUUAGGAAUGUAUGUGUUUGCUUUUAAGCGCAGUCAAGUUGAUGACUGCAAGUCAUUAAUGUGGUAGGGUGGGGAGAGAAGUCCCUUUAAUUGUUUUUACUUUAACAACAUUAUUGGUUUUUGUUUUGUUUUUUAAGAAAACCAUUGUACAAUGGGAUAAUCUUUUUUCCACAUUGCCCCUAACAGAUCUCUCUCUUCCAGCCCCCCUCCCUUGGGCCAAAUUACAGGCAGGGGUCAUUUCAUAGA
Molecule: messenger RNA, 3839 nt
Organism: Gekko japonicus
Lineage: Eukaryota; Metazoa; Chordata; Lepidosauria; Squamata; Gekkonidae
Gene: CTDSP1
Product: CTD small phosphatase 1
Exons: 7
Coding region: 145-927 (260 amino acids)
Molecular function (GO): RNA polymerase II CTD heptapeptide repeat phosphatase activity
Source: RefSeq, a predicted model, not a curated record